Aphanomyces astaci is the source of this 2242-nucleotide messenger RNA. RefSeq names its product methylenetetrahydrofolate reductase, variant 1. Gene Ontology annotation, biological process: tetrahydrofolate interconversion. Gene Ontology annotation, molecular function: FAD binding; methylenetetrahydrofolate reductase [NAD(P)H] activity. Lineage: Eukaryota; Oomycota; Saprolegniomycetes; Saprolegniales; Verrucalvaceae. The coding region runs from base 32 to 1870 and encodes 612 amino acids. The record is from RefSeq and is a predicted model, not a curated record. Gene Ontology annotation, cellular component: cytosol. The transcript has 12 exons.
CGUCAUUCGACAUUGACAGGACCAGAGAAACAUGGGUAAGAUCAUCGAUCGGUUGACGGAGCUGGAGAAGACAGGGUCGCCCAGCGUGAGCUUUGAGUUCUUCCCUGCGAAGACGGAGGAUGGUGUGUUCAACCUGCUGAAUCGCGUUGAAGAAAUGGGCUUCCAGUUGCAGCCAACGUUCGUUACGCUCACGUGGCGCAGUGCGUUCAAGGACGAGAAGCUAUGGCUCAAGAUCGGGUCGCACAUCCAAAACGAGUUCAAAAUCGACGUGCUCAUGCAUUUGACGUGCCAUUUGCCUCGCGAACAACUGCGAGAAAUCCUCAAGAACGUCCGCGCCGCGGGAAUCCGCAAUAUCUUGGCCUUGCGUGGCGACCCGCCCAUCGGGUCUGAGCGAUGGAAGGCCAUCCCUGGGGGUUUCCAAAACGCCGUAGAGCUCAUUCGGUUCAUCCGUGAGGAACACGGCGACUGGUUCUGCAUUGCUGCCGCCGGGUACGCCGAAGUCCACACGGAAGCGUGGAACAACCCAAACUUGCCGCCGUCGGAUCAAGUCCGUCGCGUGGACAUGCUUCGAUUGAAGGAAAAGCAAGACGCUGGGGCCGACUUUAUCAUCACCCAGUUCUUCUUUGACGUGGACAAGUUGCUCCAAUGGAUUCGCGAUUGCCGUCAAGUUGGCAUUACAAUUCCAAUCUUGCCUGGGUACCUGCCCAUCCAAACGUACAAUUCGUUUCUGAAAUUCACCAACUGGUGCAAAACCAGCGUGCCGCCCCAAGUCGAAGACGCCCUCGUAACCAUCAAGAACGACGACUCGGCCGUCAAGAAGUACGGCAUCCAGUUGGCCGUGGACACGUGUCGUAAGCUGCUGGCCAACAACUUGUCGCUCCAUUUCUACACCAUGAACUUGGCCACGACGGUGCGCACGGUGCUGGAAGGGCUGCAUUUGAUCGAGCGCGAGCGCGGGUUGCCGUGGGGAGCUCCCAUCACGCGCAGCAAGGACGGCACACUGGAAAAGAGCAUCGAACAGGUGCGCCCCAUCUUUUGGUCCAAUCGCGCGUCGAGUUAUAUUGCGCGAACGUCGGAAUGGGACGACUUUCCCAAUGGACGGUGGGGCGACCGCACAAGUCCCGCGUACGGCGAAUUGUCCGAGUACUACUUGGCGUACAAGCGCCCCAAAGUCGCGCGCGACGCCUUGUGGGGACGUCCGCAGACAGAGCAGGACGUGUGGAACGUGUUUGUCAAGUUCAUCGAAGGCAGCGUCAAGCAGCUGCCGUGGUGUGAGCAAGGGCUGUCUGGCGAAAGCACCAUCAUCCGUGAAAACCUUCGCUGGAUCAACUCGAUGGGGUUCUUGACCAUCAACAGCCAGCCCCGCAUCAACGGCGCGCCGUCCGAAGACCCGAGCGUCGGAUGGGGCGGCAAGGACGGCUUUGUGUUCCAGAAGGCAUACGUCGAGUUCUUUGUGCCUCCGCACCUGAUGCAGCGCUUGGUGGUGGCGCUCGCAGAUUACCCCAACUUGUCGUACCAUGCAUUCAGUGCCAACGGUAUGGUUGUUCGUGUGCAUCUUGUUAUUGUAUGUAUGGCUACUGCUGAUAAAUGGCGAAAUAGGAACGGAAUACACCAACUCACCAGGGCCGAGUGUGACUGCUGUGACGUGGGGGGUGUUCCCUGGCAAAGAGAUCAUCCAACCAACGGUGGUGGACACGGCCAGUUUCGCAGCGUGGAAGGACGAAGCGUUCGAGUUGUGGUUGAGUCAGUGGGCGUCGGCGUACGAGACGGACUCGCCAUCGCACCAGUUGAUCAAGCGCAUUUUCGACAGCUACGUCCUCGUGAACGUUGUGGACAACGAUUACACCAACGAGGACAGCGAUAUCUUUAAGAUUUUUGCCCGCGUGAUCACGGAAAGCAUGACCAAGGACGACUUGCGUCAACGCGUGCUGGAACUCGAAGGCAAAAACGAAAAGCUCCACGAAACGGUGGCCAAAUUGAAAAUCAUCCAGGCCGAAGCGAACCGUGAAUUGAAAGACUUGCACGGCGACCUGUCGACUUCCCGUGAAGAAAACAGCCGACUCAAGGCGCAAGUGCGCGAACUCCGCUCCCGUUUGGCCAUGGCCGAGCUCUAAUCAUCAUGCUCACCAAGUCCCCUCGUCCUAGACCGUGCUCUACUUUGACCGCGCUCUUUCGAUCCUGUUCGGACACUUAACAUGACAAAAUUUUGGAAAUCGAAGUAUUGGCUGCCGUCGUACUUGUU